AUUUUUGUUUUUUUACUAGAAAAUGAAAAACCUCAUAAACAAUUUCUGAUGGGUCUUCUCUCCCAACUCAGAAGCUGAUAAAAAAAAAUAUCUUUUUGAUUGGAGUGUGUUUUGGUUAUUUUAGGUGUUGUUAUUUGAUGAAUCUGAUCAUCUCUUCUUGACAGGAACAAUAACUGUCUACUUCUAUUCACGUUUUUCGGUUUCAAUAGUUGUUGUUGUCCUUGUUCUUUGGAUCUUCAAUCAUUCUUUUUCUUUUUAUCACAUCAUCUUUGAAGAGACCAUUAACAACCUUCAGUUUAUGUUUCAAUCAUAUAUUUUUAUUUUUUGUUUUUUAUUGUGUUUUUAUACCAAGAAGUAAUGGAAAUGUUCCUAAGAAACCCUUUAUACACAAACCCAGAACCUUGUCAGCACCUUGCUGAGUACAAGCUUAAACAUGGUUUCAAUGGCUACAAAGCCAUCCAAAAGCUUCUUGUGACCUCCCCUAUUGGGAAAACCAGUGUGAAGAAACCCAAGACGGUACCCAGAUGUGGUUUCUGUAAUGGCUGUGAAGGGCGGUUCUAUUUGUGUCUGAUUUGCUCUUCAUUCUCAUGUUUGGAUCACACCAUUUUGCACCCUCAGUCAGAAACUGGCCAUGCUGUUUUUGUGGACAUUGAAAGGGCUGAACUUUAUUGUGGGGUGUGCUGUGAUCAGUUGUAUGACCCGGAUUUUGACCAAGUUGUGAUGUCUAAGCACUCAAUGGGGUUGACAAGCGGUGUCACUGGGAAUGAAAGCAUUGGGCAGAGGUUGAUCAAGAGGAGGAGAUUGAUUUCUGGGGUUGGGUUGAAUUUUCAGAAAUCUAAGGGUGGAGUUUCCACCAAAGAUAUGAGAGCUAAAUCAUGUUAUCCUAUGGGGUUGAGGGGAUUGAACAAUCUGGGUAGCACGUGUUUCAUGAAUUCCGUGCUCCAAGUGUUGCUUCAUGCUCCUCCUGUGAGGGAGUAUUUCCUUAGUGGUGGACACAGAUUGGAAGCUUGUCAUCGUAGAAGAACCACAGAUCUGAUGUGUUUGCUUUGUGAAGUCAAUGCUAUUUUUUCAGCUGUGUACUCUGGGGAUCAGAAUCCAUAUACUCCUGCUCAGUUUCUAUACAGCUGGUGGCAGCAUUCAGCAAAUUUAGCGAGUUAUGAACAGCAGGAUGCUCACGAGUUUUUCAUUUCGAUGUUAGAUGCAAUCCAUGAGAAAGACGGCAAAUCAAGAAAUGGAAGCAAAGGUAACGAAGACUGUCAAUGCAUUGCUCAUAGGGUGUUCUAUGGGUUAUUGAGAUCAGAUGUUACGUGCAUGACCUGUGGAUUCACCUCAACAACCUAUGAUCCUUGUGUUGAUAUUUCACUUAACUUGAACACCAGUGUCUCUUCAACAGAAAAGGGUAAAAAGCUUAACAAACGGAAUGAUGAUGGAAGUAUGUCUACACUUUCAGGUUGUUUAGAUUUGUUCACAAGGCCAGAGAAGUUGGGGUCAGACCAGAAACUUUACUGCCAGAAUUGUCAGGAAAAGCAAGACUCUUUGAAGCAAAUGUCCAUUAGAAAGCUUCCAUUAGUACUUAGUUUACAUGUAAAACGAUUUGAGCACUCUUUUGUCAAAAAGUCUUCAAGAAAAAUAGACCACUACCUACACUUCCCAUUUUCCUUAGACAUGUCUCCAUAUUUGUCCUCCUCAAUCCUCAGAGCCAGAUAUGGAAAUAGAAUUUAUUCUUUUGGGGGUGAUGAAUCAGAUAUGCUUUCUGAGUUUGAAAUUUUUGCUGUGGUAUCACAUUCGGGUACGCUUGAAUCCGGCCAUUAUGUUUCGUUCGUGCGUAUAAGGAAUCAAUGGUACAAAUGUGAUGAUGCUUGGAUAACUGAGGUUGAUGAAGCUACAGUUAGAGCUUCACAGUGUUACAUGAUUUUCUAUGCUCAGAAAACUUUGUACAAUAAAGCAAAUGAAGACCAGAGUCACGCUCCAAAUUCCCCUGGAAGAGAGCUAUAUUUUCCUAUUGCUGGUUGUUGCUAGAGAGGAGGAUUAUAAAGUGAGUACUUGUCAUUCAAAGAGUGGAAUAUAAUGUGUGCUUGUGGCGUUGAAAGCCAACUUGAUGUUCAGUGAGGGAAUUUAUUUCUCUUCCAAUUUCCCCUCAGGUUUGAAGAAUCACAGAUCAUAGUUAACAAGAUGGAUUUGCAAUAUGCAUCUCAGAAGUUUGAACUGCUAAAAUGCAGAUAUGGGAAUGAGAUGCAAGGUUGCUAAUUUGAUUCUAAUUGAAUAUUUUCAUGUGGUAAUGUCAUUAGCAGCAUUGCAACAAAGAUCAAGGAGCCAGAAGUAACUCAACUCCUUCAGAACUUUUCAAACUAUGCUUACUCAAAUUCUUUAAUUGCAGGUAGUCAUGUACAUAACCCUUUUCAAUUGAUGCUAACAAAAGUUGUUCAACAACGAUUGUUAUUCUCCUGUCACCACCAAGUGAAGUGAGGAGCAAAAGAAAGUUAAAAGGAAAAAAGAGACUAUGUUGAUGACUGUUUCUAAUUCCCGUGUCUAACAAGGACACUGUAAUAACACUCAUGUCAAAUUUUCACAUGCCAUUAUGUCUGCUUUGUUGUUAGAAUGCAGAUUACUUAAUUGGAUUGCUUAUGUGGUGCACAAUAGACAGGGGUUUUGUUGAAGGCAAGUUUAUUCUUUUAAAGGUGAUUUGAGGAAUAUUAUUGUUCCAACUUGAAGUUAUGUUUGCUGACUGAGAGAAAAAUGCAGCUAUAUGAUUAACAGUAUCUUAUAUUGAAGUCAAGAAAACAGUCAAUUGAUAA
Messenger RNA from Vigna radiata var. radiata (mung bean), 2795 nucleotides. Its product is annotated as ubiquitin carboxyl-terminal hydrolase 22. Bases 358 to 2019 code for a protein of 553 amino acids. Gene Ontology annotation, molecular function: zinc ion binding; cysteine-type deubiquitinase activity. The transcript has 3 exons. Gene Ontology annotation, biological process: protein deubiquitination. NCBI's taxonomy places the organism in Eukaryota, Viridiplantae, Streptophyta, Magnoliopsida, Fabales, Fabaceae. The record is from RefSeq and is a predicted model, not a curated record.